This is a messenger RNA of Triticum turgidum subsp. durum (durum wheat), 2226 nucleotides long. Lineage: Eukaryota; Viridiplantae; Streptophyta; Magnoliopsida; Poales; Poaceae. The record is from the annotation of a GenBank genome assembly.
AUGGAUCCGUCCAACGCCAACGCCAAUCCGAAGCCCCCGGCCGGCGCCAAUGGCGACGUCGUCCUCAUCAUGCCGCCCGAGCAGCCGCAGCAGCAGCGGGCCACGGCGGCCGACGCGCCCAAAACCCCGCCAAACCCCGAGAAGCCGCCGACGCCGACGCCGACCUCGGCGGCGGCCCCGCCGCGCCCGCAUCUGCCGAACCCCGAGAAGCCGCCGCAGAGCCCCGCGCGGCCGCCCCUGGCCCCCGCCCAGGGCGCGCUGCUCCGCCGCCGCUCCUCGCUCUCCAAGCCCAAAUCCCGCUUCGUGGAGCCGCCGACCCCUACCGCCCCCUCCUCCCACCCGUCCCCGGCGCACCCGGCCUCCACCGCCCAGACCCCGCGCCCCGCCUCCACCCCGCAGACCCCGGGCGAGGGCGACGACGACGACGACGUCUUCCGCAAGGACGGCGCGCCCACCGCCGCCACGGCGGCCAAGUGCCGCCGCAGGGCCUGCAUCUCGCUCGAGCUCGCCGUGCUCGUCCUCUUCCUCGCGCUGCUUGUCGUCAGCCUCGUGGCGCGCCCGCUCAAGGGCCACUUCGUGUGGGGGCUGGAGAUCUGGAAGUGGUGCGUCAUGGUCAUCACCGUCUUCUCCGGCCACCUCGUCAGCCACUGGGUCAUCGCCUUCGUCGUCUUCCUCAUCGAGCGCAACUUCCUGCUCCGCAACAAGGUGCUCUACUUCGUCUUCGGGCUCAAGAACAGCGUGCAGGCCUGCCUCUGGAUCGGUCUCGUGCUCAUCGCCUGGUCUCAGCUCUUCGACCAGGAGCAGCUGGGCCGCACGGCCAAGACCGCCAGGAUCCUCAACUACGUCUCCAGAUUCCUCGCCUCCGUGCUCAUCGCGUCAGUCAUCUGGGUGGUCAAGACAUUCAUCAUGAAGGCCAUCGCGUCCACCUUCCACCGGAAGGCCUUCUUUGACCGGAUCCAGGAGAGCCUGUUCCACCAGUACGUGCUGCAGACGCUCUCGGGCCCUCCAUUGAUGGAGCUAGCGGAGAAUGUUGGGCGGGAGCCAAGUGGGCGUGUGAGCUUGAGCAGGACGAAGGAUGAUAAAGGAACGCCCAAGGUGAUCGAUGCCGUGAAACUGAGGAAGAUGAAGCAGGAGAGGAUCUCAGCUUGGACGAUGAAAGGGCUCAUCACGGCAAUCCGAAGCUCAAGGCUUUCAACAAUAUCUCAAAGUAUUGAGAGCUUUCAUGAGUUUGAUGAAACGGAGCAAAAAGAUAAGGAGAUAAAUAGCGAGUGGGAGGCAAAGGCAGCAGCCGAUGCCAUUUUCAAAAAUGUUGCAAGGCAGGGCUACAAGCACAUUGAGGAGCUGGAUUUGCUGAGAUUUUUCAACAGGGAGGAGGCAGCCUUGGUGCUUCCGAUGUUUGAAGGGGCAUCAGAGACGGGGAAGAUAAAAAGAUCUGCUCUGAAAAAUUGGGUGGUAAGUGCAUACCUGGACCGCAAGUCACUAGCGCAUUCUCUGAAUGACACAAAAACCGCAGUCAGCCAACUUCACAGCCUCAUCAGAAUUCUAGUACUCAUUAUAAUCAUCAUUAUCACUCUGUUGUUGAUGGGCAUCGCCACGACCAAGAUCCUUGUUGUCAUCUCAUCCCAGCUUCUUGUUGUGGUCUUCAUAUUUGGAAAUGCCUGCAAGACUGUAUUUGAGGCCCUCAUAUUUGUUUUCAUCAUGCAUCCGUUUGAUGUUGGGGACCGCUGUGUCAUCGAUGGAAUACAGAUGGUUGUCGAAGAAAUGAAUAUAUUAACCACUGUUUUCCUGAAGAAUGACAAUGAGAAGGUAUAUUAUCCAAACUCUGCAUUGUCCACAAUGCCAAUCAGCAACUUCUACCGAAGCCCUGACAUGUACGACACCAUCGACUUCGCUAUUGAUGUUAAAACUUCAAUGGAGAGCAUCGCAGCUUUGAAAUCCAGAAUUAAAGGGUACUUGGAGAGCAAACCUACACGGUGGCACCCUAUCCACACGGUAAACCUGAAGGACAUCUUGGACGUGAACAAGAUCAACAUGGCCCUGUGCGCCCAGCACACGAUGAACUUCCAGAAUAUCCGGGAGAAGAGCAUCAGGAGGUCCGAGCUUGUGAUGGAGCUGAAGAAGAUAUUCGAGGAGAUGUCCAUCAGCUACCAGCUUCUGCCUCAAAAGGUCGAGCUUAGCUAUGUCGGCACAAACCCGCUGCCCGUGAAUGUUUCUCAAGGCAGGUAG